UUAUAAUCGUAUAGAAGAACGUAUAUGAAAAGGGCUUAAUUUUUUCGGAUUUGCUCGAAAAAAUGGCGUAGGCGCAGUCGUUCGCCUUCCACAUACUCUUUCCCCCUCUCUCUCCCUCUUUCUCUCUCUUUUGCACAUACGUCGAUCGACGCAGGCGCCUGCAGUGCACUUGACUCUCGGCGACCGACAUUACCAAAACGUAGGAGCAUUGCUAGCUGUUCUCGGCAUCGGGGUGGAUCUGCGAGAACAAGAGAGACGGCUGCGUGCCGUGCGUAAAAAAAGAAAUAUACACACACACACACACACACACACUUACACAUAUUUCACAUAUACACACAAGUUACACGUACAUGCAGAUACGCACAUAAAAAAAAAUAUAAAUAUUAAAAAAAAAGAAAAAAGAAGGAAAAAGUUAUAAUUAAUAAUAUGCGAAUCGAAAGAUCGUUACUAUAUCAUUAUUAUUAAUAUAAUAAUAAUAAUAAUAAUAAUAAUAAUGUUCUCGUCUCGCAGUAUUUAUCUCGAUCGUCGAUCGUCGGCUAGUGCACCGAGAUAGUGAUCUCGAGUAUUAUUUUUUUUUUUCAUUCUAUAUCUAUAUAUAUAUAUAUAUUUUUUUUUUCCUCUCUUUUCCUCUCUCUCUUUCUCUCUCUCUCUUCCUUUCUCCUUUUAUCUCCAUUUCUCGACCACUCGGUUUUAAUCGCGGUUGCGUCGAUGCCGUACGACGUCGACGGGCGACGUCGUCUUCGUGCGCUCUUCAUGCGCGCGUCCCUCAAUGUUCAUCAGUGAUUAUUUUAUCAACCUUACUUAUUAUACACCACAAGGAGAGAGAAUACGAGUAAGAAAACAACAGUCACUGACAAAGGGGUGGAAUUUAAAUUCGAUCGAGAGAGACCUGACCAAAGGCACAUUAUAAUAACGAGACUAUAAUAAUUGUAAGGAACGUUAAAAGAGUAAAAAGAAAAAAGCAAAGAUGUCGUCGGUGAAAGUAGCGGUGAGGGUUCGACCCUUUAACAAUCGUGAAAUAUCACGCGAAGCACAAUGCAUCAUUGAAAUGUCAGGCAAUACUACUUCAAUAGUAAAUCCGAAAGUACCAGCAGGCAGUAAGGAUGCAAUAAAAAGCUUCAAUUAUGAUUAUUCGUACUUUUCCAUGGACCCAUGCGAGUCUAAUUAUUCAUCGCAAAUUAUGGUUUACAAAGACAUAGGCGAGGAAAUGUUAGAACAUGCAUUUGAAGGCUACAAUGUUUGUAUAUUUGCUUACGGGCAGACCGGUGCUGGAAAAUCUUAUACGAUGAUGGGUAAACAGGAAGACGGUCAAGAAGGAAUAAUACCUCAAAUUUGCAAAGAUUUGUUCCGUAAAAUAAGUCGAAAUUCAUCCGAACAAUUGAAAUAUUCGGUUGAGGUGAGUUACAUGGAGAUUUAUUGCGAGAGAGUUAGGGAUUUGUUAAAUCCAAAGAACAAAGGAAAUUUACGUGUACGUGAACAUCCUCUUCUUGGACCUUACGUUGAGGAUCUUUCCAAAUUAGCUGUGAUGUCUUAUCAAGAUAUUCAUGAUCUCAUAGACGAAGGAAACAAAGCUAGAACGGUUGCAGCAACAAACAUGAACGAAACAUCCAGCAGAUCACACGCAGUAUUUACAAUCUUCUUUACACAACAAAGACAAGAUUCAACGACUGGAUUAGCAACAGAGAAAGUUAGUAAAAUAUCUCUGGUCGAUUUAGCAGGUUCUGAAAGAGCCGACUCGACUGGUGCUAAAGGUACAAGGCUCAAGGAAGGUGCAAAUAUUAACAAGAGUCUUACCACACUUGGAAAAGUUAUUAGCGCUUUGGCUGAAAUCGCGGCUACCAAGAAAAAAAAGAAGGCCGAUUUCAUCCCCUACAGAGAUUCAGUACUAACGUGGUUAUUACGUGAAAAUCUUGGUGGUAAUUCGAAGACUGCUAUGAUAGCAGCAAUUAGUCCAGCUGACAUUAAUUAUGAUGAAACUUUAUCAACCCUAAGAUAUGCGGAUCGUGCGAAACAAAUCGUUUGUAAAGCUGUCGUUAACGAGGACGCGAACGCCAAACUCAUUCGAGAACUCAAAGAAGAAAUACAAAAACUACGUGAACUUCUCAAACAAGAAGGAAUCGACGUUCAAGAAGGGCCAGAUGGCAAAGUCACUUAUGAAAAGAAAGAGCCUAGGGAUGAAAUCAUUCGAACGAAUAAACGCGAGGAUGAUUACAAAGAAUCUCGUUCGAGAAUUCCCUCUCACACAACUUCGACUAUUGCUGAAGAAGCGGUCGAUCAGUUACAAGCAUCAGAGAAAUUAAUAGCCGAAUUAAACGAAACGUGGGAAGAAAAAUUGAAGAGAACCGAAUCGAUUCGACUCCAACGCGAAGCUGUGUUCGCUGAAAUGGGUGUAGCAGUUAAAGAAGAUGGUGUAACAGUUGGUGUAUUUUCACCAAAGAAAACCCCACACUUGGUUAAUCUAAACGAGGAUCCCUUGAUGUCCGAGUGUCUUAUUUAUUAUAUCAAAGAUGGUUUUACGCGUAUUGGAAGUGCCGAAGCUAAUAUACCACAAGAUAUACAACUUUGUGGUCCACAUAUAUUGAGCGAGCAUUGCGUAUUUGAAAAUCACGAAAGUGUUAUCACUCUGAUGCCUAAGAAAGAUGCUUUGAUUUAUGUUAAUGGUCGUGAAAUAACCGAACCGAUCGUACUCAAAACUGGAUCGCGCGUUAUUCUUGGCAAAAAUCAUGUAUUUAGGUUCAAUCAUCCUGAUCAAGUACGUGAACGAAGAGAAAAAAAUUCACCCGCCGAGACCCCCGGCAACGGUGAGACCGUUGACUGGAAUUUCGCACAAAUUGAAUUAUUAGAAAAACAAGGUAUCGAUCUCAAAUUGGAAAUGGAAAAGAGAUUGAUGGUACUCGAGGAACAAUUUCGUAAAGAGAAAGAAGAGGCCGAUCAAUUCUUCGAGGAACAACGUAAGAGUUACGAAGCACGAAUAGAUGCCUUGCAGAAGCAGGUAGAAGAACAAAGUAUGACUAUGUCAAUGUAUAGCAGUUACACGCCAGAGGACUUCAAUAAUACUGAAGAAGAUAUAUUUGAGAGCAACUGGACCGAGAGAGAUUUCCAAUUAGCCGCGUGGGCCUUCCGCAAGUGGAAGUAUCAUCAGUUUACCAGUCUUCGAGAUGAUCUAUGGGGCAAUGCGAUAUUCCUCAAGGAAGCCAAUGCAAUAUCGGUUGAACUUAAGAAGAAGGUUCAGUUCCAGUUUACGUUAUUGACGGAUACACUAUACUCGCCACUACCUGCUGAUCUUUUACCCAUUGCAAUCGAUGAUGAAGAUGAAGAAGAAAGACCAUUCCCUCGCACAAUCGUUGCCGUUGAAGUUCAGGAUACAAAAAAUGGUGCUACACAUUAUUGGACCUUGGAAAAAUUAAGGCAAAGGUUAGAAGCUAUGCGUGAAAUGUAUCACAAUGACGCUGAACUUUCACCUACGUCACCAGAUUUUAAUAUCGAAACUAUCACGGGUGGUGAUCCGUUUUAUGAUCGGUUCCCAUGGUUCCGUAUGGUUGGAAGAUCAUUCGUAUAUCUUAGCAAUUUGAUGUAUCCUGUACCACUUAUUCAUAAAGUUGCUAUAGUUAACGAAAAAGGUGAUGUCAAAGGUUACUUAAGAGUAGCCGUGCAAGGUGUUGUUGGAGAAGAAAAUAGCGAAUACUCCAGCGGCGUUAGACAAUCCGCACGUAUCUCAUUCGAAGAUGAUUUAUUCGGUGGACACAAACAUAACAAACGCAACACACUUUUGGCUCAAACAUUAGAAAAGAAUCGUCAAAUACUCAUGAACGAUGAUCGCGUUAUAGGUCAUAACGAAUUACACAAGGAUUUGAAAGAUGAAGAUGAUAUUGGUGAUGCAGAUAGUGGAAGAGGUGAUAGUUCUGUUUCCAGUGAUAUGAAGGAAGAAGAUUUACCAGAUCAUUUGCAACUUGGUGCUGAGUUCACAUUUCGAGUUACGGUGUUACAAGCGAUGGGUAUCUCAACCGAAUAUGCUGAUAUUUUCUGUCAAUUCAAUUUCUUACACCGACAUGACGAAGCAUUUUCAACGGAACCGGUAAAGAAUACCAACAAAGGAUGCCCACCUGGAUUUUAUCAUGUACAAAAUAUUACUGUCACUGUUACGAAAUCUUUCUUGGAGUAUCUUAAAUCACAGCCGAUUGUAUUUGAGAUCUUCGGACAUUAUCAACAACAUCCGUUACACAAGGAUGCUAAACUGGAAUACGUACGACAACCACCGAAAAGGAUGUUACCACCAUCAAUACCAAUAAGUCAACCAGUACGUUCACCAAAGUUUGGUAGCGUCUUACCAUCCCCGAGUACGUCGCACGUUCAUGCAAAAUACGACGUACUCGUGUGGUUUGAGAUUUGUGAGUUAGCACCAAACGGCGAAUACGUUUCAUCCGUUGUGGAUCAUAGCGAUGAUUUACCUUGCCGUGGAUUAUUCCUCCUACAUCAAGGAAUUCAACGUCGUAUUCGUAUUACCAUAGUACACGAGCCUGCUUCCGAAUUACGAUGGAAAGAUGUAAGAGAAUUAGUAGUAGGUCGUAUUAGAAAUACCCCAGAACCGGAAGAGGAAGACAACGAUUCGUCUGUACUUUCACUGGGAUUAUUCCCAGGUGAAUAUUUAGAAGUUAAAGGUGACGACAGGUGUAUGUUCAGAUUCGAAGCGGCCUGGGACAGUUCUUUGCACAAUUCGGCCUUGCUUAACAGGGUCACGUCUUAUGGUGAACAAAUCUUCAUGACCAUCUCCGCAUACCUUGAGUUGGAGAAUUGUGGUAGACCAGCGAUCAUUACAAAAGAUUUAAGCAUGAUUAUUUAUGGCAGAGAUGCCAGGAUCGGGCCAAGAUCAUUAAAACAUCUGUUCAGUGGAAGUUAUCGUAACCAAGAGGCUAAUCGACUUAGCGGCGUCUAUGAAUUGGUGCUGCGACGUUCAUCGGAAGCAGGUAGCCCAGGCGUACAAAGGCGACAACGUCGCGUGUUAGACACGAGUUCAACUUACGUCAGAGGUGAAGAAAAUCUUCACGGUUGGAGACCACGAGGUGAUAGUCUGAUCUUCGAUCAUCAAUGGGAACUUGAAAAAUUAACCAGAUUGGAGGAGGUUGAGAGGGUCAGACAUACUCUACUUUUAAGAGAGAAACUUGGUAUUGAUAAAAUGCCUAUGUGUAAUAAACCGUUACAUGAUUUCACAAAAAGCGAGAAAGAGGUUUGUAACAUGGUUGCAAAAGCUACGAACGAGUCACACGCCAGCCCGAUCAAACUCAAACGUUCUACGAGCAAAGACGUUUACGAACCUUGGGAGAUGACUGAUAGGGAAAGAGAAUUGGCAACUAAAUAUAUUAAACUUAUUCAAGGUAGAAUUCCAAGCAAAGAACCGAUUUUAUUAUCUGAUGUUUCCCCAGGAGAAGAUACGAUAGGAGACAUGUCAGCAUCUAUGCUAUCAUCAGUGUUGUCUUCAUCCUCCCAAGAGUUAGUCUUCAAAAUUGUUAUUUUAUUUUAUCAUUAUUUUUAUAAAUUAAACGUUUACAUUGAACACUUUAUUUAUAUUUUCUAUUUUUACAGAUUAAGUUCACCCGAAAGAGCCAAAUUGCAAGAAUUGCAAGAAAGCAUAUUAACUAGCGAGACGAUUGGUCAAUCUUGUACAGCACCAGCGCCAAUGGGAUCCUCUUCACCUUCGAAAGAAAAUUUAGUGUUGUAUGUACCGGAAGUUGAGGAAAUUCGCAUCAGUCCUGUUAUUGCUAGGAAAGGGUAUUUAAAUGUAUUAGAACACAAGACUAACGGAUGGAAGAAACGUUGGGUUGCAGUACGUCGACCGUACGUUUUGAUUUUCCGAGAAGAAAAAGAUCCUGUAGAAAGAGCUUUGAUUAAUUUAGCAACCGCUCAAGUAGAAUACUCAGAGGAUCAGUUAGCUAUGGUUAAAGUACCAAACACGUUCAGCGUUGUAACAAAACACCGUGGAUACCUUCUUCAGACAUUAGGUGACAAAGAAGUGUAUGAUUGGUUGUACGCUAUAAAUCCGUUAUUAGCUGGUCAGAUAAGAUCAAAAUUGGCACGCAAAGGCCCGGUUACUAGAUCUUUAAACAACGUAUCGCCAACUGGUGUAACUUCGGCGUCGGAACAACAAUCGAAUCAAACCAAGUGAGUGAUCGAUGCCUUGCUGGAGGUAACCGGCGCCGUUGCAAGAGCCUCCAAGAGAAUAUUCCGUUGGCCAAAAGCGACAUUUUCGGGCCAGGACUUCUAUAGUUUUCGAUUUUCAGUAGUCAUCGAGUGAUCAUCACGAUUAAAGAUAUGUCAGCAGACGAGAAUUUAUUCGCUAACCGAAUAUGAUGAUGAUGAUGAUUAUGAUAUCUCUUGAUAUCUCGGCAUCUCGUUUUAAGGAUACAUACGUUAUUUUAUCAUAUUAAAGAAAUACACGUACACACAUAUGAACACACACAUACAUAAAACAUACACUUACACAAAGAAAGAAAGAAAGAAAGAUAAGAUCAAGUAAACACGAGAUAGGCGCUAAUAUACCGACAAGAAAAAACAAAUUCAAAUAAACACACGAAAUAAAGAAACAAGAAAUAAUAAUAAUAAUAAUAAUAAUAAUAUUAAUAAUAAUAAUAAUAAUAAUAAUAAUAAUAAUUAAAAGAAAACUAAGCCCUGCUUACUUCGCCUACGUGCAGGAUAAGAAAAGCGAAAUAAAUAAGUACAUAAGUAAAUAUUAAAAUACAUAUUUACAUUUCUUCUACGAUCUAGAAAUAUGCUAUAUAAAAAGAAAAGAACAAACAAACAAACUCAUUGUACCUUAGCAUUUGUAGCCGGGAGAGAAAACACAAUUUCGCGUUUUCGAGUUUCUCGGUACGUUUCGACGAUCUUGCGAAAUGUCAUCGACGAGACAACGAGAAGUUCGCAGGGAAUUUCAUAAUCUUCUAUAUGUAAAUUUGUGUAAUUUAUAUCCUAUCCUUUAUUUUAUUUAUUUAUUAUCUCUAUUUCCAUCUUGGAUGGAAGAAAAAAAGGAAACUUAGAUUCAUACUCUCUUAAGAACGCGCAUUUAGAAUUUUUCGCUAGGUAUUGGGUGGUGUAUAUGUUUAUGCCUAAUAUUGUGAAACAUCGAGAAACGAAAGGAAGGAGAAGCAAAAGAGAAAGAAGAAAAAUAAUGGUUGAAAGGGGAACGAGGAGAGAAUGAAUUAAAAAAUUAUUUGUUAAAAAUAAUUUAUUUAUUUAACAGUUACAGUUAUAUACAUACACACAUACAUAAAUACACAAAUAUAACAUACCAAAGAAGAACCACAUCGAUGCGUAUGUAAACAAAUGAUUGAAUUACUAUUAAAGUAUGUAUAUGUAUAUCGUUACGAAAUGUGUCCUUUAUUUGUUAUAUAGGACAGUAUAUCGUUACGAAAUGUGUCCUUUAUUUGUUAUAUAGGACAUAUGAAGAAAAAAAAAUUGAGAUAUUGAAAAAAAAAGAAAGAUUCGAUUUAGACCGGAAAGGAUAAUAAUUAUUUUCUCCAUUAUGUAAAAUAUAAUAUCGACGUGUGCCGCGUGCGAGAUAAUAAUUACGCUCACGCGUUAUACGCAGCUUUUCAUCCUUGUCAGACAUUUCUAUGUGCUCUGUAGUUUCUCCAUUUAAAAACGAAACAAAACAAAAAUGAAAAAAAAAAAAAAUAAAAAUAAAUGCCUCGUCUCGGAUGAUGCAAGUGUAUAAAAAAAGGCAUGACAAUGUCGAGGAAUGAGAAAAAAAAAUAAAGAAAAAAUGAAACAAAAUAAGAAGGUAAAGAAAGGGAGGAGUAAGAAAGAAAAAUGGAAGAAAACAAAAUGGAGAUUAAAAGAGAGGCGUGUCGAAUGACGUUUAACGUUUAAAAACAAAUAAAAUAGCAAAA
Messenger RNA from Polistes canadensis, 7880 nucleotides. RefSeq names its product kinesin-like protein unc-104 (gene unc-104). The record is from RefSeq and is a predicted model, not a curated record. Gene Ontology annotation, biological process: microtubule-based movement. The transcript is spliced from 28 exons. Lineage: Eukaryota; Metazoa; Arthropoda; Insecta; Hymenoptera; Vespidae. Gene Ontology annotation, molecular function: microtubule motor activity; microtubule binding; ATP binding. Bases 968 to 6160 code for a protein of 1730 amino acids.